UAUCACCAGUUUUAUACGUUUAUACUUUGCUGCUCCUUAAUUUGAAACUAUCGUACAGCCUAGUCAUAAUUCCAUUUCUGGCCAUUCUUUUUCUAGACAAGAUAUAGAAGCCCAUGUUUAGAAAGAGUGGAAUUUUCAUGGAGGAAGCUCUUAACGCUGGUCGUAGAGAUCUUAACGCUGCUAGUAGAGAGGGCAAUGUUGAUGCGUUGUAUAAGCUCAUUGAGAAGGAUCCUGAAAUUUUGGAAAGCGUCAACAAAGUCCAAGUUGUUCACACUCCUUUGCACGAAGCUGCAGGAGCUGGGCAAACUGAGUUUGCCAUUGAACUGAUGACAUUGAUGCCGUCAUUGGCCAAGAAGCUGAACCCUCAAGGGCUAAGCCCUCUUCAUCUGGCAGUAUUGUCAGAAGCAGAUGAACUCACUGAAGAGAGGGCGCUGAAAAACGAAACUGCGAUGGCGCUGAUAAAGCUAGACGCCGAGCUGGUCCGAGUAAAAGGGAGGGCAAGGAUGACUCCUUUGCAUUAUGCAGUCACAGAAAAUAAACUGGAACUUUUGGCUGAGUUCUUGUGUGCUUGUCCGAAAUCCAUCAAUGAUUUGACGAAUAAGCACCAGUCUGCUGUUCAUAUUGCUGUACAAGAGCGAAAGUUCGAUGCACUUGAAGUCCUCCUGGGAUGGCUCUCGAGAAGGAACAAAGAAGGGGUGCUCCGUUUCAAGGACAAUGAUCGAAAUACUGCACUGCAUAUUGCAGUAGAAACGGAACAGUUUGAGGUUGUGAAGAAGUUAAUUUCAAAAGUCAACAGGAAUUCACUGAAUUCAAAAGGAUUGACGGCUCGGGACAUCGCAGAGCAUAAUGGCUUUGAUCACAUAAAAGAGUUCUUGGAACAUCGAGGAGGUAGAUCUGCAGAAUCGCUCCCUGAGAAGGAACCCCUCCACGAGUUUUUGAAAUCAAAACAGGGUCCCUUUGAGAAAGAAACCAAUCGGAUACCUAAUUUACGUGGACAAGGAAAUGUCCCUGGAAAUGCGCAACAUUAUCUUAGUUGUAGCAGUUUUAAUUAUCACAGCUACUUUCCAGGGAGCACUCCAGUCUCCUGGUGGGUUUUGGCAAGGGAAUGGAGAACCGAGUAUGCGGUCGAUGUCAUAUCAGACCAGAAUUUGCUUACUAAGUCCCUCAUCAUUGUUGCCGGGUUAUUCAUUUGUGGUGUACUUGUGUUGAGAUUUUACAUGCACAUUGCCAAGUCAAUAUUCAAUGAUGCAUGGUGGCUGCCCAAGUUGUAUGUACUAGCUACAAAUACUUUCUACCAUAUUCCUCCAAACCCGGUGGCUAAAAGUCUUAAUCGAUUCGCUAAUCGGCUUAUGCUGCACCAUAAAGAAGCUCUCAAGGUUGCCAGUGGAGAGGGAAACAUUGAUGCCUUGUAUAAGCUCAUUGAGAAGGAUCCUGAAAUUUUGGACAGCUUCAACAAAGUCCAAUUUGUUCACACUCCUUUGCACGAAGCUGCAAAAGCAGGCCAAGUCGAUUUUGCCAUUGAACUAAUGACAUUGAUGCCAUCAUUGGGUAGGAAGCUGAACCCUCAAGGGCUAAGCCCUCUUCAUGUGGCAAUUAUAGAUGAAGCAGAUGAACCUGAAGAGAGGAGGAGGAGGAAAAAUGAAACUGCACUAGCCUUAAUAAAAUUAGACGCUGAGCUCAUCCGAGUAAAAGGGAGGGAAAGGAUGACUCCUCUGCAUCAUGCAGUAAAAGAAAAUAAUUUGGAACUUUUGGCUGAAUUCCUGUGUCUUUGCCCAAAUGCAAUUGAUGAUUUGACGAAUAAGUUCCAAUCUGCAGUCCAUAUUGCUGUAAAAGAGAGAAAGCUCGAGGCACUUGACGUCCUUCUGGGAUGGCUGUUGAGAAGGAACAGGGAAGAUGUGCUCGGUUUCAAGGAUGAGCACAGAAAUACUGCAUUGCAUAUUGCAGUUGAAACUGAACAGGCUGAGGUUGUGAAGAAGUUAAUUCACAAAGUCAAAACAAAUUCGUUGAAUUCAAAAAAUUUAACAGCUUUGGACAUCGCCGUGCAAAAGCAAAACCUUCAGAUUAAAGAAAUCUUGCAACGCGGUGGAGGCAGAUCUGCAGCCCUCAUCCCACCAAUGGAAGUUCUUCCUCAGUUUUUGAGAUCGAGAGAGGGUUUUGCUGAGAGACCACUCAGGCUACUAAUUUACAUGGAAAAGGAAAUGUCCUUCGACAUGCGCAAUGUUAUACUAGUUGUUGCAGUUUUAAUUGUCACAGCUGCUUUCCAGGGAAUACUCCAGCCUCCUGGUGGAUUUUGGCAAGGGAAUGCAGAAAUCACCAAUCAAACAGUCUCUAGAAUCAAUUCCGCUAAUAACAGAGCCAAUCUUGACGUAUAUGAUCUCCGAAAACAAUUCCAGGCGAAACAAGUGGCUGGAAAAGUAGUUAUGAGCUACCACAAUUUCAAUGAGUUCAUAGCUGGCAAUACCGUGGCUUUCGUUUUUGCAACUAUGGUAAUUUUCUCGGUGCUCCCAGGUCGGCCUUAUAUAUUAGGUCUUCACAUUUCUCUAGUUUUUCUAACCUACAGCUAUCUCAAUGCAAUUCAGAUCAUAGCAGAGCUGAGUAAGAGUACUAAGUUCUUGAUCAUUAUUUCCUGGUCUGUCAUUUCUGUUGCAUUUGGAGUGAGGAUUUUUCUGUUUAUUGCAAAAGCUUUAUUCUAUGAUGCUUGGUGGCUGCCCAGGCUGUCUCUGCUAGCUACAAACUCCCUUUACCAAAUCCCCAUCAAGGGGGUAGAAAGAAUUAUCCAGUUUGGUUACCGGCUUAAAAUGCAACACAGAGUAAGCAGAUUAUGAACUGAAUAGUAGAUCAAAUCAUCCGGUCAUUAGGAGCUCAAGCUAGAGAAUCUUCCAAUCCACCAGUGUCUCCAUGGCAGCGGAAAUGUGGCCAAUGCAUAACAUGAAUCAGCUUCGUGGAAUGCAUGAUGACUCUGUCAUGGUUUUGCAUUUUGUUCUAAAUUUGGAAUUACAUUUUGGUGUAACCUAGUUUUGCUCAAUUGAUUUCAUAUAAUUAAAUCAAUGUUUAUCAGAAGGAAGA
Messenger RNA from Coffea arabica (coffee), 3066 nucleotides. Lineage: Eukaryota; Viridiplantae; Streptophyta; Magnoliopsida; Gentianales; Rubiaceae. The record is from RefSeq and is a predicted model, not a curated record.